Molecule: messenger RNA, 699 nt
Organism: Microthlaspi erraticum
Lineage: Eukaryota; Viridiplantae; Streptophyta; Magnoliopsida; Brassicales; Brassicaceae
Source: the annotation of a GenBank genome assembly
AUGAGCGGAGAGUCGCCGGCCAAUAAACACGUAAGUAAACCGACGUUGCCUGAGAAGAUCGAUUACGUGUUCAAAGUAGUUGUGAUCGGUGACUCUGCUGUCGGGAAAACGCAGCUCCUUUCACGUUUUACACAGAACGAGUUCUGUUUUAAUUCAAAAUCCACCAUUGGUGUCGAGUUUCAGACACGUACGAUCACUCUUCAGGGCAAACUCGUUAAAGCUCAGAUCUGGGACACCGCCGGUCAAGAAAGAUACAGAGCAGUGACGAGCGCGUAUUAUAGAGGCGCGUUAGGUGCGAUGGUGGUUUACGACAUUACCAAACGCGUCUCAUUCGACCACGUGGCACGUUGGGUUGAGGAUUUACGUGUUCACGCCGACGAUUCCGCCGUGAUUAUGCUCGUCGGAAACAAAGCAGACCUCGCCGCCAAUAACCGGGCCGUUCCCACGGAGGACGCCGUCGAACUCGCCGAGACGCAACGGCUGUUUUUCGCGGAAGUCUCGGCUCUAAGCGGCGGAAACGUUGACGACGCUUUUUUCCGUUUGCUCGAGGAGAUUUUCAGUCGAGUUGUUGUUUCGAGAAAAGCUCUAGAAUCUGACGGUGGAUCCGCCAUGAAGCUUGACGGUUCGAGAAUCGAUGUGAUCUCUGGUUCGGAUCUUGAGAUUAGUAACACGAAAGAACACACUUCGUGUUCGUGUUGA